This is a messenger RNA of Neocloeon triangulifer, 1958 nucleotides long. RefSeq lists its product as uncharacterized. The transcript is spliced from 3 exons. Bases 91 to 1647 code for a protein of 518 amino acids. NCBI's taxonomy places the organism in Eukaryota, Metazoa, Arthropoda, Insecta, Ephemeroptera, Baetidae. The record is from RefSeq and is a predicted model, not a curated record.
CAAAGUGGGCCGCGCGACCUUGCAGCGCCAGUCGCGAGUUGCACCUCAACUGCGUCAGGCACACCGCGCGCACCUGAAACGUCCUUUGCUAUGAGGAUAUACCUGCUGCUAGCAGCAUGGGUGGCCAUGGCUACAGCCUUGCCAUCUGGAACGCGGGACGACAUGGAAGUGGACGACGAGCCGUACUACAGUGAGUUGGAGCCAGGCCUCGACCUGAUCGCUGAGGAGAGUGGAGGGCCUGCCCCUGUGACCGCGAUCGCUCCUCCAGAAUUGCUGCAGCCGGAGAAGGAGCGGUCUUUGAUGCUGGUGAUGCCCUUGUCACCGUCAAAUACUUCCACUCUCGAGGACCUGUACACCAAGAAGCCGGAGACGCGAAUUGUGGAGACUACCACAGCCCCCCCGCCUCAGUCAUCCACCCAGAGAACAAAAACCACCCUGGUAGUGACGCCUACGCCACCAAAGAGGCUGCCCACGCCUGUUCACAUCACUCUGCCACCACCUGUCAUCAGACCGGACAUCAAGGACCUACUGGCGUCAAUCGGUCUUGUGCCUGCGACCACUACAACGACGCCUGCACCUCAGCCAGCAGACACCUUCAGCCCCGAGAUCCAGGAGUUGCUGGCCAAGUACGGAGUCCUGCAGCAGUCAAACGACUUCAACCCAUCGGCAGGUCAGCCAGUGCUGCCGUCUGUGGAUGUCAGUUCGUACUCGAGUUUCAAACCCAUUUCAGACAGGCUGAACGUCGACGAGGAGAUGAAGGAGUUGCUGGCUCAGUUCGGUCUGGUAGACAGACACACUUCCAGUCGUCAACUGACCACCCCUGCUACCCUAACUGAGGGACCGGCCGAUGAGCAGGAGGAAAUCAAAUCAGACAUGAAGAUCAAGCAAAAGGAGCCGCAGACCCCAGAAGUGCUGAAGGCAAUUCCAACCCUCCACCCGGACAGCAUGACCAACGAGAUGAAGAGGGUUCUGUUCGACCUCGGCUUGGCGCCCCACAUUUCUGCUGAAGAGAUCGAGGCUAACGAGACUCCUGGAUUGAAUUCCAUUCUGCAGGAGAGGUCCUCUAACAACCAUGAGUUUGUUUUCAAUCCAACAGACGCGGCGCCUCUGAAUGACUCUAUGGAGCAGAAGCUCAAGGACAUUCUUCAAACCAUCAAGGUUGUUAACGUCAAACAGGACGAGAAGGCCGAGUUUGCGAAGCUGCAGUCCAAAUACAGAAAGGUGCAGGGAUUGAGCCAAAAUGACGGGCCCGACCCGCUGACCUCUGAAGAGGACUACGUUGGCACUGACACGCACAAUGACGUGCACAAGCGGCAGAACAAGGACACCGAAUCGAGCAGCACCACUGAUUCGUCAUCAACGACGACGUCAUCAACAACAACAACGUCCUCCUCGGCCGACGCUGAGGAGAAGGAGACAAGCACCGAGGGAGGCAGUCCUUCAAUCGCCGACCUCGAGAGUUCGUUCGGCGGAGGCGGCGACGAGGUGCCCGACGAAAGUCUGCCGCCGCCCAAACCCAACGGCUUCUACUUCUUGCUCGAUCUGAACACUUUCCUCAACGUGGGCGAGGACGAUAAGGGCGUCCACUUGAGGCUGGCGCCCAGAUUAGGAAACAGCAAGAACUUCCUGCCUAUCACUGUGCCUUAAAAUAGAAAAAUUGAAUGAGAUGUAGAGAAAGAGACCCUUCCUUGUAUAGUUUUUUUUAAGUGCGUGUGUGACUGUACAGAAAUUAAUUAAGAGCAGUCGUUUCAAAAUGAGAAGAGAUGAUGCGCUGCUAAUUGAUUAUUCUCUAUGAGAGAGAUGAAUUGUGUGCUGACUAAUGGUGUUCACAAAUUAAUUUUAAGUGCCUUUUAGUGGCGCCUUUGGCUCAUAAAUAUAAAAUAUAUUAUGCUGAUGUGCAAGAAAUGCUGAAUAAAUGCUCAACUUAUUUAAGAUUAUCAAAAGAAAUAAUUAUUAAG